Molecule: messenger RNA, 749 nt
Organism: Vigna unguiculata (cowpea)
Lineage: Eukaryota; Viridiplantae; Streptophyta; Magnoliopsida; Fabales; Fabaceae
Source: RefSeq, a predicted model, not a curated record
CGAGUUGCUUCAACCUACAUCGAGAUUCCAGAACUCUCUCUCUCUUAUCUUUUAUUAGUCAAACACCCUCUUUCUUCUUCUCCAACACCAUUCACAAAUUUUUCAGAAACUCAAACAAACAAAACCCAAAUCCAAAUCUAAAUCCAAAUCCAAAGACCCUUUUUCUUCCUGAAUCCAAAGAAUCCAACUUUGCAACCUUUCUCGAAGUGGGUCAUAGAGAAUUUAGAAAAGAAGAAGAAGAAGAGGAAAUAAUGUUGCAGCUGUUCUUCACAGUGGCUUUCUCCACAGUUCCUCUGACCCUUUACGUGCCACCGAUCAGAAGCUUGAAUCUGUUUGUGGAAACAAUGGAGUUUGUCGUGAGAGAAUCGAGAAGUUACAGGAACAGGGUUUAUCCUCGGCUACGAGUAGCUUGGUCGAGGAUGUUGGAUUUCAUGCUCUGCAACAACAACAUCAGGUAGAUUUCUGCAGUUUCAUGAACUGAAAGAACACCAUGUGUUGUUGUAAAUAAUUUCUUUUCUUUUUUUCUUGGAACCUUUUUGUGGUUCUUCAUUUUCCUCUUUUGUUUUUGUUUAACAUCGAUUCCCCAAUCUGCAAUAAAUCGUGUACUUUUGACUUUGCCACGGAUUAUUGCUGUAAUGUGUGAGUUUUUUUUUUUUUUUUUUCAUCUGAGGUGGUUUAUGUUCAAUUUGAUCACACCUUGUUGUAACCUUGCAUAGAAAGAAUAAUGGAAUUCUCUGUGUUCAUCAUGA